GAAAAGAAAUAAACAGCCAACUAGAUCCCUUGCUACUCUACAUUUCACAACAUUUUAUUCUUCUAUGGAGUUGUCGGUAUUGUGCAACAACUAACAUUGAGCACUUCUCAAUGAAGGUAAAAGCACUAAUGACGCGAUGACGUUACAUUGGUGGAUGCAUUGGUUCUGGGUUACGACACAAAUUGUCGCAUCCCUGACGAAUCCAACUACAGAGAUGAUCGCGAGCAGUUCGCCCGCAUUGCUAAAUACGAGCAGAGCAGAGUCCAAGCUCGAGAGCAUCCAACAAAGUUAUAGAAUCGCCAAGGCCAUUGGUAUCGAAUCACCUGAAAAUCCCGAACAAGUUGCUGCUAAGAAUUUGUCGCGUAGCCUCGAAUUGAAUCAAUCGCCAGACACUGUUUCCUCUAUGCCAGAGAAGCCGAGGAAGACAUUGGGUACAAUUGAGAACAAGACAGACUCCGAUUUAUCCUUGAACAAAAGUGCUCAAGUUAGCCGAACUUCCGGUAAAAAGGAUACUAAAAUUACACGGACACAAGCGUUCACUAAGCCAUUGAAAACCAAGUAUGAAGAGAAAAUGCCAUCGACGACGUCUAGCGAUGAUGUCAAGGAAGACCUUAUGACGGUCAUACCAUUGCGGGAAGUUACUGAAAUUCCAAAUAUGAUCCGUAGGGAUCAGCAACAAUUAGCGAAGAAUCAUCCUCUGGAUCAAAUUGCAUCGGGGCAACAAACAUUUAAUCCCAUUGACGUUGGCACUGCAGCGUCGAUACUUGACGGUGCAUUAAGUGAUUCGAUGAGAUUGGGUCGAGCAAGAGGAACCUUCGUGAGUGAAUUGCAGCAGCAGCAUUUUUCAAACGAGAAACAUUUUAUAACCAAAGAUGAGACGAUUAAAGAGACUGUUGAAUCCAGUGCAAGUGUAACAGAAAUUGCAAUCAUCACCGGAAGCUGCUUGGCAAUUCUAAUACUUUUAAGUACCAUUGGCAGUUUAGGUUUUAUUAUGUACAGGCGGAAGUAUUUGAACCCACCACAAACUCUAAAUAGUGAUAAAUGCAGUAAUCCUGAUAGUUCCGGUUAUAUAGAUGAUUCUACAAUUCGGGAUAAUUCGGAAGAAAUGUAUAGCUUGGAUAACGACUCGUUCUUGAAUUCAUUAGAAGCAAUGACGAUACAGAACUAUUGGACUGACAGUGUCAAGCACACAAAACUAUGACCAAAUUGUCGGUUUUUUCAUCCAAUUAAAAAAUGUAAUUUAAUACACGCAUAUCCUCGCUUUAAAAAUACAUGUUCAAACUUUUAAGUAUUAUGUAUUAAUGGGAUCGCUCACACUAUAUUUUUCCAAGAAAAUCAGUGAUCCUGGUGAUCUAUCAUAUUAUUUUCACGAGUUGCUUAUAUGUUUAACGAGAUUAUGAACUAUUUAUAUAGAUAAAGUAUACUAUAAUAUUUCAUAAGCGAAUGAAAGCAGCAUAUUACAGUUUCAAGUCAUUUAAACUAACAUACAAUUCGAAAAUAGGAUAAUGACUGGGGAAUUUGAAAUAUGUUGAUAAAUAGUAAAACAGAAUAAUAAUGGAAAAGUAAGAAUGAUAGAGAAGAGUGCAAUAAUUCGAUGUACUUGACUAUUCAAAUGUACCGUCACGGCAAAUAUGAACUCUUAAAAUGAUAAGUACAAAUAUCGCAGACAUGAUUAAUUUUCUUUACUUUAAAGUUCCAUUCUAUUU
Ceratosolen solmsi marchali is the source of this 1706-nucleotide messenger RNA. RefSeq lists its product as uncharacterized. The record is from RefSeq and is a predicted model, not a curated record. The transcript has 7 exons. Bases 137 to 1201 code for a protein of 354 amino acids. NCBI's taxonomy places the organism in Eukaryota, Metazoa, Arthropoda, Insecta, Hymenoptera, Agaonidae.